ACACUUGGUAAAUGUUUGUUGGUACUAAUGUUACAGAAAGUUGAGGAGAUGGAUGGAGGCAACCAGAGUGAGGACUCAGAGUUCCUACUCCUUGGACUCUCAGAGAGUCCUGAGCAGCAGCGGAUCCUGUUUUGGAUGUUCCUGUCCAUGUACCUAGUCACGGUGGUGGGAAAUUUGCUCAUCAUCCUGGCCAUCGGCUCAGACUCCCACCUGCACACUCCUAUGUACUUCUUCCUGGCCAACCUGUCCUUCACUGACCUCUUUUUUGUCACCAACACAAUCCCCAAGAUGCUGGUGAACCUUCAGUCCCAAAACAAAACCAUCUCCUACGGAGGAUGUCUGACACAGCUCUACUUCCUGGUCUCCUUGGUGGCCCUGGACAACCUCAUCCUGGCAGUGAUGGCCUAUGCCCGCUAUGUGGCCAUCUGCCGCCCCCUCCACUACACCACAGCCAUGAGCCCUAAACUUUGUAUCUUGCUUCUUUUCUUGUGUUGGGUUCUAUCUAUUUUCUAUGGCCUCAUUCACACCCUCCUCAUGACCAGAGUGACCUUCUGUGGGUCACGGAAAAUCCACUACAUCUUCUGUGAGAUGUAUGUCCUGCUGAGGUUGGCAUGUUCCAACACCCAAGUCAAUCACUUAAUGCUGAUUGCCACAGGCAGCAUUAUUUUCCUCGCCCCCUUUGGGUUCAUGAUCAUGUCCUACGUAUGGAUUGUCAGAGCUAUCCUCAGAAUACCCUCAGCCUCUAAGAAGUACAAAGCCUUCUCCACCUGUGCUUCCCAUUUGGCUGUGGUCUCCCUCUUCUAUGGAACCCUUUGUAUGGUAUAUCUGAAACCCCUCCACACUUACUCCAUGAAGGACUCAGUAGCCACAGUGAUGUAUGCUGUGGUGACCCCCAUGAUGAACCCUUUUAUCUACAGCUUGAGGAACAAGGACAUGCAUGGGGCUCUGGGAAGACUUCUAAGGAAACCCUUUCAGAGGCUGACAUGA
Messenger RNA from Tupaia belangeri chinensis (Chinese tree shrew), 987 nucleotides. RefSeq names its product olfactory receptor 1D2. Gene Ontology annotation, biological process: G protein-coupled receptor signaling pathway. The coding region runs from base 28 to 987 and encodes 319 amino acids. Gene Ontology annotation, molecular function: olfactory receptor activity; G protein-coupled receptor activity. NCBI's taxonomy places the organism in Eukaryota, Metazoa, Chordata, Mammalia, Scandentia, Tupaiidae. The record is from RefSeq and is a predicted model, not a curated record. Gene Ontology annotation, cellular component: membrane. The transcript has a single exon.